Hylaeus anthracinus is the source of this 6352-nucleotide messenger RNA. RefSeq names its product homeobox protein SIX3-like (gene Optix). Bases 1308 to 2729 code for a protein of 473 amino acids. Lineage: Eukaryota; Metazoa; Arthropoda; Insecta; Hymenoptera; Colletidae. The record is from RefSeq and is a predicted model, not a curated record. The transcript is spliced from 3 exons. Gene Ontology annotation, molecular function: RNA polymerase II cis-regulatory region sequence-specific DNA binding; DNA-binding transcription factor activity, RNA polymerase II-specific. Gene Ontology annotation, cellular component: transcription regulator complex; nucleus. Gene Ontology annotation, biological process: regulation of transcription by RNA polymerase II.
ACGGUACGGGAACGGCAGCAGGAACGGCAGCAGUUGAACGCGGGGAUCAUGCCGUUCCCGUCCUUGCUUCCACACUUUGCGCACGCUCUUUGUCCCCCCUUGUGCGCUGCGCAUCGAUCCUUCUCUCUCCCUCUCCGUUCGCGAGAGAGGGGGCGUGAGACUGGUCGUUAGUGGGAGGAAAGUGCUAGAGAGUGGGGGUAGCGCGAGAGGGGGCGAAGGACGAGUAGAAGUGAACCGUGGAGGAGGGGUGACACAUACGCGAGAGUGGGGUGGCGAACCGCGGUGCGCAGCACGUGGAAGGGAUAAUUAAACCGACACAAACGCGAACACGGACACUGGUGUACGGAAGGACGAAGAAAGGUUACCAUGGCUACGUGGAUGGGAUCCGGCCAAUCCCGGUCUGGCUCCUGGGCGUGGCCUCUACAUUGGCCACCGAGAUCUCUCUUGCCAUCUCUUUCCCACCGACUACCCCACCGUCCUGGCCAGGCCAGGAGGCAGGGAGAAAGGACGAUGGUGCGACAGAGAAACGUCAGAGAGAGAACGAGGUAGAGGUAGGUCGCAAGAGCCGGCGGGACUACCCGGUUGCAACGGGCGCGUACAAACGUAUCAUGCUGGGUAGGGCCGGUGCCGAGAUGCCGGCUUGUAAACGAAACCAGUUUGCUAUCCGAUACGAUCCAGGCAACAGCGGCCUCGCGUGAUAUCCCCGCGGCCGACCAGGAGAACGUCAGCGUGCUUUUUCGCCGCGUGACCCCGAAGGAUAACUACCUGGAGAACGUUACCUGCGCCGGGAGUCACCUGACGGUAGCUUCGGGGGUGAGAUUCAGUCGGGGAGCGAGCCAGCGGAUCCCGCAGUCACCGGUUGCUCGCUGUAAACGUCAACGGUUCUCUGGUCACCGUCGAGUACCACCUGGAGCGGGAUCUGAAUUAUCUAAAACGCGCGUGACAGCGGUUCCGGUCUCGGUGCAACCAGUCGAACACUAUCCAUCGCGAAAACGCACCGACGUCGUAUCGUCGUAUCGCCUAGUGACAUUCGGAGCGGUGAUACGAAACGGGGUAGAAAUCUAGUGUCGGUCGUGAAGUGAGUUUCGUUGUAUCAACCCUUAGUGAUCGUUGACCGAGGAUGACUCCGAGGAUCGAGUCGACGGCACGAUGAGAAGCGCCAAGAGCAAGCACAAAUCGUGCCGGAGCGUUUCCUGAGCCGGACGACCGGUGACAUCGAUGCCCUGAGAGACAGCCGAAUACCUAGUGCAGAGAGACAGCCAGGGUUCGCGUGAUCGGGAGGAUCUGACGGGUCGCUGGGCGAAGAGAUGUCAGCCGUAGCACCAGCAGGAACCGGUGCCACGGCGCCCACCGCGAACGGUCCAAUCGUACCCGCUCCGGUUUUCGCGUUGCCGACGUUGUCGUUCACCGUCGGCCAAGUGGCCACCGUCUGCGAGACGCUGGAGGAAAGCGGCGACAUCGAGAGACUGGCCAGGUUCCUCUGGAGCCUGCCAGUCGCCCAUCCCAACAUCCAGGAGCUCAAUCAGAGCGAGGCGGUGCUCAGAGCGCGGGCGAUCGUUGCGUUUCAUUCGGGACACUACAGGGAGCUGUACGCCAUUCUGGAGAGGCACAAGUUCACCAAGGACUCCCACGGCAAACUCCAGGCGAUGUGGCUGGAGGCGCACUAUCAGGAAGCGGAGAAACUACGCGGUAGACCGUUGGGUCCCGUGGACAAGUACAGAGUUCGAAAGAAAUUCCCGUUACCCAGGACGAUCUGGGACGGCGAGCAGAAGACGCACUGCUUCAAGGAGAGGACCAGAUCGUUGCUCAGAGAGUGGUACCUGCAGGAUCCCUAUCCGAAUCCCGGCAAGAAGAGGGAACUGGCCGCCGCCACGGGACUCACGCCGACGCAGGUGGGGAAUUGGUUCAAGAACAGGAGGCAACGUGAUCGAGCCGCUGCUGCGAAGAACAGAAUGCAGCAGCAAUCUGGCACAGGAAACGGAAAUACACGGCGUGCCCUGAGCCCCGGGCCAGGAGGCAGCGAUUCGGAGGACUCCGAUAUUUCUCUCGGCGGAACGUCGCCUCCGUCGCCUAGUUCCUCGCCUCCGCCGACUCAUCAACCAUCUCCUGUUCCUCUCGGGCCCCUCGGACCUCUGCCUCCGCCAUCCUUAAAUUUCCGCUUCGAUCCAUCGCAAUCGCAGUUUCGAUUCAACCACGCGACGGCCUUUAAAUUCCCGCCGACGGGCUUCCGGUUUGGACCGCACAGCCCGCAACACAAUCAUCCGAACAUCUCAGGUGGCGGGAUCUUCAGGCUGACGGAAACGAGCCCCUUCCAGGCUGUGGGGCCCAGGGGCGAUCUAGGAUCGAGGCUACCAGAUCAUCUGGGACUACCGCCGCCUAGGUUGCAUCCUCACGAGGGGCUGCUGCACCACCCCCACGUCUCGCAUCAGCUACCGGAAGGGAUGUCCAGGUUAUCGGACGGCUCGCGACUCUCCGACGGCGGGAUAUCGCGGCUGUCGGACAGCCUAUCGGAAGCACACAGCCCGCCGCUAAUGGCGACGAAUCUGUCGGUGACGGGCCCUCUAAGGGUCGCAGUGCCUAGCCCUCACACGCCUUCCUCGCGGGGCAGUCCGCCGUCGAAUCAGCAGACUCCUCAGGGUCAGUCUCAAGGCCAGGGAUUGAUAAGGGUCGCGACGCCGCCGCCCAACCCGAAACCACCGCAGAUUCACAGACCGUUUUCACCAGCGUGAUACGACAGGGACGAUCUCGAGUCGGAAACAAUCAUUUCUGUGGACGCCGAGGACGAUCAGUGUUCCAUAUCGAGCAAGAUCACGGCCAGCGACGAGCAUCGAUUCCUCGGGAAGCGUUUCGAGGUGUUGUGAGGCCGAAGCCGCGCGAACGAUGGGUGCUGCCUUCGUCUCGAUGAAAAGAGUCGAGGGACUCGGACGUUUUCUACGCCCCUGGAGCGCGAGGAGUAAUUAUUCGAGAUCAAAGAGCGAGAAAUCCGAUGGAGUCGAGGAGUCGAAGGGCGCGAGAAAUCAAUCAACAUCUUUGACGGAACGAAUCGGAAAUUCGAACUGAAACACGGUGUAAAACUUUGUUCGCGUCAGACCGUGCAAGAAGAUGGAACAUUUUAGGAGACGCCGACAGGUAUCUUCGUACCUCGUUGAAGAAAAGUGGCCAGACUCGGUGCGGUUGACGUCGUUAGACAGCUCGCGAGAGCGGACGUGUGCAAUUUCUCAAGAUCAAAACGCGAGUGGUGCGUGUAAAUAGUUUGGUACCGUCGAGGAACCGAUACCAGCAGGACGGAAACUUCCGCGAACGAUCCUGCUUCGAGGCUGAAACGAACUCGGUGUUUUUUUUUUUCGUAGUCUGUACAUAGCCAUGCUUUCGAGAAAAUGUUCUUCGAUGUAAUCGUUGCCUGAAAGCUGUUGAUCGCCUGUUCGAACGCUAUUUAAACUUCUAACGCGAAACGGUGGAACGUUUGAAAAAUAAAAACACGAACCCAAACCGUAGACCGAAGUCGAGUUUCAGGAACUAAAGCCGUUCGAUUGAUACGCGAAGACCCUAAGCUUUCUUUUCCUUGGAUCGUCGUACCCCUAAGGAAGCCACGAAAUGGCAAUGUUACCGCCGAAGACCGCGUUACAGCCUUCUUUAUAUCAAGAUCCGUCGAAUCCAUGGGGGGAUAUUUUUACAGCGAAACCGAACCGCACAAUGUCGCGUACGCUGUUGAUUCAAGAACUCGAGCGUUGGUCGAACUAAAUAAUUUAAGAAACUUCGCGAAAUCUUUCCUCCCCGGCCUGCCCUUUAGCCUAAGUAGAUACUAGCUUUGUAAAUUUGAUUAAUCGACACGGUCUUCGAUGAAUCGUUUUACUCCGAGAGUAACGAGCCGCGUUUAGGCUUGACGGUGAUCGUCGAUCGAUUCUCUUGCGGUAGAGAGACCAUCGCCCUUCUCUUUGUAGAUAUACACGAACAAACACAUACACGCAUACACACACACACACAGAGACACGUUAGCGAAUUUCUUGUAUAAUCGACCCUAUACAUAUGAACAUACUACGAUGAUCUACGUAUACAUAGGUACCUUACGUAAAGACUAUUAACACGAAAAAUAUACAUAUAUAAAUAUACGAGGAGAAAUGAAUCAUUAUUAUUAUUAUUAAUAUUAUUAAUAUUAUUAUUAAUAUUAUUAUUUGCGCCUGUACAUACAUUCACGCGAAAAUAUAUUAACAGAUUAUUAUGACAUUACGACAAAACAAUUUACGAGUCUUCAAUUUUGUGCCCUGGAAGCCAACGCGCGCUUAUUCCAUCCCCAUUCCACCCGCGAACUAUGCAACGAUUCCCAGAAUUUAUGCGAUUGCCGCCCGUAAUCCGGUCGCGAAUAUCAUUGAACGGGUUAAAAUCAUGCAGCUCAUUCGCGGCAAUUAUUUGCCCGGUUUGCGCUCGCUGGUGGAACGAUUCGUCAAGCAACAAUCGCAUCAGUCCGCAUCGCCGAUUCGUGACCGGACUGCAUGAUCCCCGUCACGCGACGAAACGAUUAACUAAUCAACUCAAAGUUAUUGUUUAUUUGUCAUUUUUCUUUCGUGGAUCGUCCAGGAACGAGAGCGACGGUUAGACUUUUCGUUGUUUAUUAUCAAUACACGCUGAAACUAUUCGUUACAUUUCUGGUAUUUUCCUUUUUACCACCUUUUCCCACCUUUCGAGACGGCAAUGAUUCAGAUGGAAGCACAAUUAGGAAAAUUAUAGUGUUACAGGAGCGCUUCACGCGGGUUUCAUGGGAGUAAUUCGUAUUUUAAUUUCAAAUAUAUUUUUUCUGGAUACGUAUUUUUUUUUAAAUUAUUAAGAGUCUUCUACGCCAGGUAGUUCAGUUAACCUUUUAUUUACGUAUAUAAGAAUGAAACCCUGGUUGAUUACAAUCAACGUCCAGGCUACAGUUUUGAACCUAGGAAGCUGAAAUUUUGCACAGAGGUUUCCUUUAUGAUGUAUACAAGGAAUAAGAGAGAAUAUUUUGAAAUUCAACCCCUAAGGGGGUGAAAAGGGGUUGCAACGUUAAUAUUCCGCGCGAGUGAAAUCGCGGUGCACAGCUAGUAAAAUAUAAAAAUAUUCUAUCACCCUAUUCCGUCACUACCAUAUUACGAAAAACAACGGGAAAACGUCUAGAAUACGAGUGACUUUUCCACGCGCACUCGCGACCAUCGUAUUGCUCGCAUUCGCGCGCUUAAUAACCUCGAAGGGAGCUGACUCCAUGGUUCCUUCUCCCACCCCUGUCGUCGGUUCUUCCCAUAAUUUAAACGCUGCGAAGCUCUUCCCCACGGUGUGCCGCGCACCGUCGAAAAUCGCCGAGUCACGGGGCUCCCUGUUAACGAACUCGAAGAAGUCGCAUUCGAAACACGGAUCCUUUUUUCGUCGAAGGUCAAAGCGGCACGGUCUCGAGAGGAAGAGCGACGAGAGGAUAUACACAGGAGAGACCCCGAAGGGAGGACGCGAAGAGGGAGAGGACAGACGGAGAGAGUGACAGCCGACGAAGGGAGAACAGAGAACGGGCGAAGGAAGGUUAUCGACACGACUGCGGACAGAGAGAGAGCGGGAGAAUGCGUGAUAGGGCACAGUGGGAGAGAGUAGUUGCGCGAUAACGUGGCGUGGGCGGGUGUCGCUGACAAAAUGGACCAAUCGGCUGGCUGGGUCGCCUUGUAACCGAUCCCGCGGGUUAACCAGGAACCAGGAACAUCGACCAAGGCUCUCCAAAAAGCCGAUAUGCCCAGAGCGCACGCCUAACCGUUCCUCGUCGUCGACUCCACCCUGCCCGAUUCUUCCACAUGCGACUGCUUCCUCUGUCCCUCACCCUCGACCUUCCUGCGCCGCUGUCUGUCUCCUUUUUCGCACCCUUUUUCCCUCGAUUCCGUUUGCCUCCGCUCGACGAAAGUUCCCGACAGCUGGGUUGGAUACCCCGCUGGAAGAUGGAGUCGUUAAACGCCACGAGAAGAUACACCGCGGGCCCAGUGUUUCGCCAGCGAGUUGUUGAAUCACUUCGAUGUAGUUGCCGUAAUUGAAACUGGCCAUUGAGCGAAAUGCGUUUAGUCGCGGGCUUCGAGAGGGCUAAUCGUCGCCUGCGUUCUCGCGCGAUGUUGUUCGCUGAAACUUUUGGAGUAGGAAACAAUUCUUGGGGGAGGGAGGACUUUUCUUUUAAGGAAAAAUCACGAAGUAAAUACUGGAGAUCGGAAUUGUGCGGGACGACGAAGAGAUACUUUCCUAAAGUGGACACUCGUACGUGCUAUGAUAAUGAUUGGAUUGCGGAUUUUAUGAUGAGAAACAUACGAAACAUGUAUUGGGUUGUCAGGAAAGUCCAUGCUGAUUUUUGGUACAUGGUACAGGU